Aspergillus luchuensis is the source of this 2511-nucleotide messenger RNA. Its product is annotated as UNC45-central domain-containing protein. The record is from RefSeq and is a predicted model, not a curated record. The transcript has 2 exons. Lineage: Eukaryota; Fungi; Ascomycota; Eurotiomycetes; Eurotiales; Aspergillaceae. The coding region runs from base 1 to 2511 and encodes 836 amino acids.
AUGGUUCACUCUACGAGCGAGGAACGCGCUGUACAUUUGACACGGGAGGCUGUUGAGUUAAUUGAUGCUGGCCAUCGUGAGGCCGCCUCACGAAACCUCCGAGAAGCCCUCUCCUUGGCUCCAGAGCAUCCGGCAGUCAAGGAAGCUUUUGUUAAGAUUCAGCAGGAAGAGGAAAAUGGCCAUCACCUGCUAGACCUCUGUCGACGCUAUACCGGUGGCAAGGACGAGCCCGCGGGCAAAGACGCCGCUCUCUAUCUCCGUACCGACGGACUCAAGCCUCCCGAGGAGGUUGCAUUGGAAUGUGUCAAGCUCCUGCUGGCGCAAAGGCCCCAUGCCUUGUCGUCGCUGCAGGAUGACAUUAUCUCGGGGCUGGUUCGUCAGAACACCAGCGUGCGACGCUACUUCUCAGAGCAGCUCCAGGUGUCGGUGACCACAUUCUUCGAUGAGAUCUAUGAAAGAGGCGACGGGGCUGCCGUAUGCCUCGACACCGUUGUCUUGGACCCCACUGUAUGGCCGUCCGAAGAUGCUCGUCUGCACUGUGAGCGCGAGCUUUUCUUGCUUUUCAUCGCCAAGCUCAUGGAGUCGGGCCACGACAUGGACGGUCGCUCCCUGAAAGGAAUUGCACGUUUGCUUGCCGUCGAUGCGGCGAAGCUGCAAGAAUUGGUUGACGAUGAAGGACUGGACGUGAUCCUGUCCUCUUUGGAUAGCCGGCUUCCCCUCGAGUGGAGAAGUCAGGCGACCCUAGCAACCGUCAAGUACCUCGAAAUAUCCAAGCAGGUUGGCGAAGAGAGGUUCUCUCGGCUCGUAACUGCCAAGGUCGUCAAGGGUCGCAGCGAUGAUCUCAUCGAGGCAUUCUCGGCCACGGCUGCAGUCUUCCCCGUGAUACCAGAAGUCGCGGCCAACCUCUUCCUGUCGGAGAGCUACUUGGCCGCUUUGGCGCCUUUGACCUCUCGAGACGCGAAGAGCCGCAAGGUCGAGCCCCAUUUUCUGGAAUUGUUGAAUGCUGCGUGCAUGAACAAGGCCUGUCGGGAAGCCAUUUCAAAGCAUCUUUCGACCUGGCUUUCCCAUCUUCUCACCAAUGGCUGCGACGAGAGCUCCGAGAUGGCCGCAGUCAUUCUGGCCAAGGUCCGUACUGCUGCUCAAGUUGGUUCUUCCGACUCCAACGGCAAAGUAGAGGAAGAAAACAGCCGGGUCACCGAGCUCGUCGAUCGCUUCAAGGACUUGAUGUCGAAGCGUAAGACUGAGAACCUAUCCAACGUGAUCGAGGGCUUGGCCUACGCAUCAGUAAAGUCCACUGUCAAGGAACAGCUCGCUACAGACGUGGCAUUCCUACAGGAUCUUGUCAAGAUUCUGCGCGAAAACUGCACCGAUUCGUCAGUGCUGUAUGGUGGUCUCAUGAUCAUUGUGAACCUCACACAAUUCCCACCCACUUUGACAGAAGAGCAGAAGAAAAUGUCCCAACUCAAGUCUUAUGCCGAGGCCUCUCCUAGCGGAGCCCGAGCCAAGCCAGACCCCCUUGAUGACGAGCAACAUGUCAUCGCACGUUGCAAUGCGCUUAUCAAGGCUGGUCUCAUGCCUCUCCUGUUAGAUUGCGGCAAGACGAAUCUCUCCUCGGUGCAAGGUCUCAUGGGCAAGAUCGUCCUUGCCCUGUCAUGGGACCGAAAGUCUCGGGGAACCUUGGCACAGCAAGGUGCUGUCAAAUUCUUGCUCGUUAUGGCAGCCGCAAAGCAGGGGACCCCGGGGACAAACGCCACCGAAGCGGUACAGAAUGCGUCGCAAGCACUUGCACGAAUUUUAAUUUCCGUCAACCCGGUCCACGUGUUCCCGUCUUCUGGCUUCCCCCAGAUCACAUCCGCUAUCCGGCCUCUGACCGCGCUUCUGGUAAGCCCGGAGACGACUAGCAUGACGGCGGAACAACCGCGGAAUCUUUUACCGGUCUUCGAGAGUCUGCUUGCUCUAACGAACCUGGCCUCUCACCCGGAUGAGACUGCUCCUGAAGCUAUCGUCCGUCAGGCCUGGCCCGUAGUAGAGGACCUCUUGCUCUCCAGUAGCCCUAUGGUUCAGCGAGCUGCCUGCGAACUGAUCUGCAAUUUGAUGACUUGCGAGUCCGGUAUCGUCAAAUAUGCCGAUGGGUCGAAGCGCGCUGCGCAACGGCUGCAUGUGCUGCUGGCUCUCACCGACACGGACGAUAUGGCAACCCGGAGCGCUGCUGGUGGAGCUCUUGCGAUGCUGACCGAAUUUGAAGCAGCCAUUGCCGGUAUCCUGGAACGGCCUAGGGGUGUCCCGUUACUGCUGGCCAUGUGCCAGGAAGAAGAUGAGGGUUUAGUGCACCGCGGUGUAGCCUGUGUGCGGAACAUGACCUGCCUCGCCACGGGGGAUAUUGGCCGGCGGGCCAAGGAAGCCAUCAAGGCAAAUGGAGGAGUUAAUAUACUGAGCAGUGUGCUGAAGAAGACGAAGAACCCCGCGGUACUCCAAGUCGGGGUCGAAGCCUUGAAGCCAUUGGUCGAAUAG